GUGAAGGAGAGAGAUGUAGCUAAGACCACACAUGCACUUGAUACCUGCGUUUCCUGUGUGGUUUCCCUUGAAGAACGGUCAAUGCUCGUGGGAGCCCUGAGCUGCACAGACCAAGUCUGAUGGCCAGUUCAUGGGGGGGCCUCCUUUCCCCGCUCUGAGCACCUGCUGGGAAAUCAAACCAGGGACGCGCUUGGCCAAUGGAGGAUGAAGAGGGUUACAUGGUAUUAAACCUCCGGCCGAAGCAGAGACAACCAGGCCGCCCCCCGGGAGCUGGGCCCCAAGGUUCCCAUCAGCGUCCCCACUGGAUUCGAAUUGCUCUAGGGGUCGGAUGGGCUGGGAAUAUUGUCCUGCUGUCAGCUGUCAUAGCACUGGGGCUGCGGGUUUUCCAGUUACAAGUCCCUUGUGAAGAACGGACCAGAGCAGCAAUGAAUACCCUGCACAGCGACGGGGCCAGUCACAGACCCACCAAUGGAACGAAGUGCGACACUGGCCUGGAGGAUUUCCUGUCUCGCUUGAAACAAUUUCUGUGUGAACCUCCCUACAGCAGCUCCGGAGAUGGCUCCAGGUGCAGACUCUGCCCCACGGAAUGGCUCAUGCAUGGGGGAAAAUGCUACUGGGCAUCUAAAGAGAGUCGAGUUUGGCACAAGAGCCAUGAUGAUUGCUCAGUGAAGAGUUCUCACCUCCUGGUGAUUCAGGAUAAAAAUGAGAUGGAUUUCAUAUCCAGUGUUACACAGGACACAAAUCCAGUUUGGCUGGGACUCAUCGUGACAUCCCCAGAGCGGAAGUGGACCUGGGUGGACAACUCCCUUCUAGAUCAAACGCUGUUCCCAGUAGUCGGCCCUGGUGAAAGGAACAGCUGUGGAGUGAUAAAAGGGAAGCAGAUUCAUUCUGAAACCUGCAGUGCUGUUGUUAAAUGGAUUUGUGAGAAGGAAGCUCUCCUGGUGUAAUCAAAGGCAUUAAUGACCCCCUCUUUGUGGAAAUGAAGCAGAAAGCAGGCUUAGUUGUAAUCGGUCACUGGUUCAGUAGUUAAAGGGAUUGUUUUUUUCAUUUCAAAGCUGGAAUAAAAAAGUUCAAAAGAAAAAUGUUGUCCUCAAUGGAAGUUAGGAGCCUCAAUAACUUUGAGGAUUGGGGCCUUAAUUGCUAGGUCCACUUCUAUUUCUCUGGCCCAA
Messenger RNA from Chelonia mydas (Green sea turtle), 1169 nucleotides. RefSeq names its product killer cell lectin-like receptor subfamily F member 1. The record is from RefSeq and is a predicted model, not a curated record. NCBI's taxonomy places the organism in Eukaryota, Metazoa, Chordata, Testudines, Cheloniidae. The coding region runs from base 198 to 947 and encodes 249 amino acids. The transcript has 6 exons.